GUUACCUCGGGUUUGACGUCAAACCCAGCUCUGAGUUCUCACUUCCGAGAUUACCGGAACGCACCAUUACUACUUCCUCUGCAUGUCAAUGGUCUGGAAAGGCCUGCCAACGAGCCGUCAUUUGAUGUAGAAGCUGAAUAUCCAAGGACCUGUACAAGUGUCUCAGCACCGAGUUAAGCCCCACUGCAAGCGUGCAGCUCCUUGUUGAAUCCAUCGGGAUCACCGGGAUGCCUGUACUGCUUGAAGCCUUCUACUCUACACCAAGCCUCUUCCGAGCCUCUGAAAUGUCCUGCGGGUCAGACGGAUGCUGGGCCGGAUCAAUCAGGAAAAGUAAUCUGGGACGCCUCGUGCACGCAAGCAGACACGCACACAUCACAGGAAAUGAAGCUGGAGUGGAAGAUGCCUUAGUCGGGAAUGUCAACAAGCUGACAGUAAGCCCACCUGGCUACACAGGACCGCUACGGAAAGGACAUCUGAUUUUUGAUGCUUGCUUUGAGAGUGGAAAUCUGGGGCGUGUAGACUACAUUGGUGAUUUUGAGUUUGACCUCUUCAUUCGACCUGACACCUGCAACCCACGCUUCAGAGUCUGGUUCAACUUCACUGUGGAAAAUGUCCGGGAGACACAGCGGGUGAUUUUCAACGUGGUUAACUUCUCAAAGACCAAGAGUCUCUACAGAGAUGGCAUGUCCCCUGUAGUCAAGUCUACCAGUAGGCCAAAAUGGCAGAGGCUUCCACCAAAAAACGUCUACUACUACCGUUGCCCUGACCACAGACGCAACUAUGUAAUGUCAUUUGCCUUUUGCUUCGACCGAGAAGACGACAUCUACCAGUUUGCAUACUGCUACCCCUACACCUACACCAGACUGCAGCAUUACCUUGCCAGCUUGGAGCGCAGAAACCUCCCCUACCUGCAGAGGGAGCAGCUUGGACUCAGCGUGCAACAAAGACGUCUGGACCUGCUAACCAUCACCAAUUCUGAAAAUGUGAGGUCAGAGAAGGAGAAGAAGCUGGUUUUUCUCACUGCUCGUGUUCACCCCGGAGAGUCUCCGGCCUCUUUUGUCUGUCAAGGUGUCAUUGACUUCCUGGUGAGCCAUCAUCCAGUUGCCCAAAUCCUUCGUGAUCAUGUGAUCUUCAAGAUAGUACCCAUGCUGAAUCCUGAUGGAGUCUAUCUGGGAAACUACAGGUGUUCUCUGAUGGGCUUCGACCUGAAUCGCCACUGGCAGGAUCCCUCUCCGUGGGCGCACCCCACGCUGCACGCGGUUAAACAGCUCAUAGUGCAGAUGAACCAAGAUCCGAGUGUUAGCUUGGAGUUCUACAUCGACAUCCAUUCCCACUCCACCAUGCUAAAUGGCUUCAUGUAUGGAAAUGUGUUUGAGGACGAGGAACGUGUUCAGAGACAGGCCGUCUUCCCCCGACUGCUGUGCCAAAAUGCGCCGGACUUCUCCUAUUCAAACACUUCAUUUAACCGGGACAAGGUGAAGGCCGGUACUGGCAGGCGCUUCCUCGGUGGUCUUCUUGAUGAUACUUCCUACUGCUACACUCUGGAGGUGUCCUUCUACGGCUACAUGACGUCUGCCGGCACCGCCGCUGUUCCAUACUCUGAGGAGAAUUACAUGAAGCUAGGUAGGAAUGUGGCUCGAACCUUCCUGGAUUAUUACAAGCUUGCCAACCUCACCAAGGACAACAGACCUAGCAAUAUACACAGCGCUGAUGGGAUUUCCCAGGUUACCAAGAACAAGAUUUUGAGCAGCGCUGGUGAUAUCUGCGAGUCGGGUGACAGCAAAAAGGAGGAGAACCAAAUUUUCGGACACUAGUAGAGCAUAUAGGAGGAGCAUAUAUUAAGUAUAAAGCAUUGCGACAGCAGGAUCAGACUCCAUCCUACCAAUCUAAAUAUGUAUCUUUUAGGGUCUCCAGAAUACUGGGACCAGUUACCAAUCUAACACAAAAUAUUUUCCGCAUAUGAAUCUCAAGUUAGCCUAGCGCAUGUUUUUGUUUUUGGACUGUUGGAAAAAGCCAAAUCUACACACAGACUAAAAGACAACAAGUAAACUUCAUGCACAAAAGCUUUUGUUUCCCUGAUCACAAAGACUUAUAUAAAAAGAUAUAUUACAGUGACAUGCAUGACAUUCAAACCACCUUUUCAUAUAUGUGUGCCUCUUAUAAAACACAUAGAUAUGAAAGCUGUGUGUAGGUGUUUGGGGGCGGGGGGUUAUUAAUUUAAAUUAAUUUGAAGGCCUUCAUCUGGCAGCUUUAUGUUGUACAAUAAAUAUGUGUUCAUGUUA
Molecule: messenger RNA, 2282 nt
Organism: Gambusia affinis (western mosquitofish)
Lineage: Eukaryota; Metazoa; Chordata; Actinopteri; Cyprinodontiformes; Poeciliidae
Gene: agbl4
Product: AGBL carboxypeptidase 4
Exons: 15
Coding region: 228-1814 (528 amino acids)
Biological process (GO): proteolysis
Molecular function (GO): zinc ion binding; metallocarboxypeptidase activity
Source: RefSeq, a predicted model, not a curated record